This is a messenger RNA of Parnassius mnemosyne (clouded apollo), 933 nucleotides long. The record is from the annotation of a GenBank genome assembly. NCBI's taxonomy places the organism in Eukaryota, Metazoa, Arthropoda, Insecta, Lepidoptera, Papilionidae.
AUGGCAGCGUUGGCAUUAAAAGUGAAAAAUAAAAACGGUCAGCAUAUUUUAAAAGAUCUGACCUCUGAAAGUACAGUGGGAGAAUUAAAAUUAUUUCUCUAUAGCUUAUCGGAUGUUAGUGUUGAUAGAAUUCACGUUUUGUUUGGGUUUCCACCGAAGCCACUGGAUAUAAGCGAUGAUAAUAAAACUUUGAGUGAGAUAGGUUUGAAGACUGGUGAAACUUUGAUUUUGGAAGAAAAAACAUCUGUUCAAGAAAUUACGUCGAAAGCCGAGCCUCAGAAACCUGUAGAAAAUGGCGUAACUUCCCACGAGGCUGUAGGGUCAUGUAGGCCUGGCAUUUUGAUGAAGAAAAUAGUCCCUCCAGAUAAUUCUUGUUUAUUUACUAGCAUAGGUUUUGUAUUAAAUGGCAAUGUGGAUACAUCUGUACAUACUCUAAUGCGGCAGAUAAUUGCCAUGGAGGUGGCGAGUGACCAUGAGACUUAUAAUGAAGCCAUGCUGGGCAAACCUAAUGCCGAGUAUUGCACUUGGAUACAACAGCCUAGCUCCUGGGGUGGAGCUAUUGAGGUGGCGAUACUCUCCCGUUUUUACGGCUUGGAAAUGGCGGUUGUGGAUACAUUAAACGCUAUAAUUAAUAGGUUUGGCGAAGAUAAAAACUAUGGUCAGAGGGUUUUUUUGCUGUUUGAUGGAGUACAUUAUGACCCUUUGUACUUGGAACAGUCAGAUGGUGGUGUCCAAACAAUAUUCGCCGCCGAGGAUAUGGACAUCUACAGAGAGGCUGAGCAAUUGGCUCAUGAAGCCAAAUCUUCCCGUCAGUUCACAGACUUGAACAAAUUUACACUCAAAUGCAUGAACUGCAAUAAAUUUCUCACUGGACAGGCCGAAGCACAGCGACACGCUAAGGAAACUAUGCACACGAAUUUCGGCGAAGUUUAG